Molecule: messenger RNA, 4338 nt
Organism: Pristis pectinata (smalltooth sawfish)
Lineage: Eukaryota; Metazoa; Chordata; Chondrichthyes; Rhinopristiformes; Pristidae
Exons: 2
Coding region: 306-971 (221 amino acids)
Source: RefSeq, a predicted model, not a curated record
UAGGUUCAGUACAGUAGUCUGGUUUCUGGAUUAACGAUAUAAACAGUAUAAUUGGAACCAUCCCCAUAUAUUUCACAGUAGACACCUAAACCAACUGCCAGCAGGUUGCUAUGAAAGCGGUGAUAUGCAUGCAACAAGAAGCAGAUGCAAUUGGAGAAAAUUAUUCUUCUGUCUGAUGACUAAGUGAAGUUGGUUUACCUGAACGUUAUUCGAGUAUGGUGAUGAUAAUUGAUUUGGAAUUAUCUGCGCAUCACCAGAGAAAAAUGGAAAAUUUCUGUUAAGCUGCCUAACACUUUGUUGAAAAGAUGAUGAAGACUACUGCUGCGUCAAACCAGCUGGUGCUCUUUGCUCUAUGGUGCUGUGCCUGCGUCUCUGUAUUAAGGAGCAGUAACCACACACUUAUCUUUCAAAAAGAGAGCAACUUCCGGAACUGCAGCUGCAUCUCCAGCAUCCCAGACUGUGUGUUCGCUCUUGCCAACCUUGUGUGUAACUGUCGGACCGUCUUCUCUAAGGAUAUUGAUAAAGCUAGCCCAACUUUUAGUCACGGCAGCAAAUUAGUAGUGUGGGUAUCGGAUACCACUACAGUGGGACUGCUGCUGAACUACUCAUCAGUCCCGAGCCUCAGACUUUCUUUGUGCAAUCCUGAUGCUGUACUGACUGAGUACCUUGUAAUCUUUGGCCUGAAAGAGCUCUGUGUGACAAAUCCUGCAGCAAAUGUGUAUCCACUGCAAAACAUAACGAUAUACAGCACAAGGGGUGCAGUUGUUGAGUCAUCUUUGCAGAAUGGCACUGGGUUCUCAUUUUACAUUUCAUUCUUGAACAUGGCACUAUUAAAUGGAGAUUCUAAAUUAAAAGCAUACUCAGUGCCAAAUGUCACAAACAUUGCAGAAUAUUUUCCAGAUCUUCAAUAUGACACAACUUCUCUGCCUUUGGAGGCUGGCAGUUCUCUUGUUACAUUCAUCUAUGUUUAGAAACUGCGCAAUCAGUUCGCUUUUGGCCACUCAUAAAGAGCCAUGUAGCUGCUGCACUUGCAAAAAAUCCAUUUGUGCACAAGUUUUGAGGAACUUCUGAGCUCAAAUGUUCCACUAAUCAUUUCACUCCAAUUCUAACAUAUUUCUGCAGAAACAUCCCUUAUGGACAAAGGGGGAAAAACACAAGAGAAAUAUGUACAUUUUGAUCUGGGCUAACAUAAUGCAAACAAGAGGUUUUACUGUAAAAAAAAUCUGUUUUGUAUUGUAACAGAGAAAAUAUUGGUCAUGGUAGUAACGUUCAAGGCUUCUUCCAUGGAAAUAUAUGUAAUCACAAAAGACAGACUUUUCUCUCCACUUUGCAUCAACUUUAAAUGGCACUAACAGCAACUGACUAUGCCAUAUUUGGUCCCAUUUCCUCUAGUCUUGUAUGGUCCAAACUUUCUCAGCACCAAAUUCUUGGAGCUUUUUGGGUCAAGAAAAAACACUUAAUAAACAAAUGAAAAGGAAUAUUAACAGUGGUAUAUAUGCUGAGCAAGUGGGCCCAGAAAUUCCUCUGCAUUUUUUCUAGCAUUAAGAUAACAAUGCAGGUCAUCAUACCCUACUUGUCAAAGUCACAUAAAGGAUGAGAACAUCAAUUGUGAGCUUCUCAGAACAACAUUGUUGUAUUUCCCUGAAAAAGGUGGCACCAAGAAGGACAUUGCUGGUUUCAACUCAGCUGAAUGUGUUGCAAGUUCUUGCACUGGUCAGCAUGUAGGGUAGCCGGUGCAACCAUUGUAGCCAACUCUUGAAAGGACAUAUCACUGUGCAAGCAAAGCUGUCUGAGCCACUCGGGUAUUGUUCCUGAAUGAGUGGAUACUGCACUGAUGUCAAGGUGAGGCAAUGGGAGAGUGCUUCCAGUUGUUCAGAGGAAAGUGGACAGACUGUGCCAAGAACAGUGCCAGAGGAGGCAUGUUGCUUGAGCAAGAACAUGACAGAAACCCUCCAGAUGCUCCUGGGAGCUGGUUGCCGGGAGCAUGUUUGCCAGGACAUAAAUUCCUAUGAAUUCCUGCACUUCAGAGAAGCAAAAUAUCUGUACCCACUAUACCUGCUCUUGUAGGCUGAAGGAAUAGUGGAGCAAGUUUUCUCUCCUUGAGUGUAGAGUGUGGGUGGUCACUUUAAUGCAGCAGUGAGCAGUAAACUGUGAGAUUUGGCAGAGAACCACAGCAGCCUGGAAUGACACUGGGAUUGAGAAGUUGAGAGUGACCACAACCCUGACUUCUGCAGGCAAAGUAGCCAAAGCAUACAUGUAAUGCUGUAUUUGAAGUUGCAGGAGAUCACAGAGUUAGUAAGAAUGUGGCUUUCAGACCAGUGAGUUUGAAAAUCACAGUGCAGAUGAAUGUCACAUGAUGCUCCAAUUUUAACAAUAAGGGGAUUUUUACACCAGAAAAGAAAGUGUUAGGGAUAAUGAAAAUUGUGCUGAAAAGGGAAGAAAUUGAUUUGAAAUUGGUGUGAAAAAAACACACAAAUGUGCACAAAAUUGCUCUUCUCUGGAUGAAGCUGAUUUUCAGCAACACAAUAUUGUUUUUUUAGCUGUGUGAACAAGUUUUUGGCCCCUGGACCAUAAAUAAAUUUAUGCAUAAGAUGACUUCCAUCUGCUGCAACUUAAACCUUGAAGUAAUCCAUGCUGUAUGUAAAGUGCAGUCUUAUUCACCAUGCUUUGCAAAGGAAAUUUACUGUUAUUAGAGAAAAGCUGUUCCCUUGGCGUUCAUAGGAAACAGGAUACAGGAACAAAAGAAGUGGAUCCAUUUGAGCAUAUUUUCAUCCACAACUCACACAUUUUACCCUGGGUUGAUCAGACUUCUGUGCCCGAUGCACCUUGGCACCACUGAUGUUUACCCAGCAUCAGUCAUGCGUCUGAUGAUAUCACAGGUCACACACUGCACACUUCCUCCAUUGCCAGUAUAAACUGUACCAUUUGGGUGCAACCUGGAACCUUUGAUAUUCACACACAAGAAGAAACUAGGAGCUAGGAAUUCGCCACUCAAAGACUGAUAAUGAGACAUAAAUUAGAGGUCUGCACUGUGCGAUCAAUGCUAUGCACACAGCAUCCACCAAUCUCAGUUUUCAAUGGUAAGGAUUAUGGCAUCUGCAUCAGUAGUCCUUUCACUGUCCACUUGCUUUUUGUACAAAGCAAGUCUGAGCUAGAUGUAGCAAUCAUUGAUCCCUUAGACAGCCAGUACCUCACAGUCAUGUGGGGGUACUCAUGGCACACCACACAGACGGUCACAUGGGGAUUGCCCAGACCCAUUGUGUUCCCCAUCCCACAUUUUCCCUCUCAUUCCCAAUAUCCAUUUAUGCAGGUAUUCUGUAGCUACCUUGAGAAGAAUACUUUAAGCUCUGGGGUCAUCCGAGAAAUAAUGUGGCAGCUAUGAACUCAUCAUGUAGUUUCUGUCAGGAACCACACAGGUCUCAAUUUAGCACAUGAUUCUGUCCACGAGAAAUGGCUUGUAACAUACUUCAGCACAAUUUCUUGACUUUCUUAUGUGGGAUUCCAAUUGGGCAUUGACACUUUAUUUAACACACUUAAAAGAGGGUGAAAUUUAAUUUCCAGGUACUGGAACCUAGGGUAGAUGAGCAAGAUAACUAGAAGCUGUGAGAAGAGAGAAUGAGAUAUUGGGACCACAGAGAAGAACACAACCGAAGAGUUCAAAAUAAGGAUAUCCGGACUGGGCGUGACAAAUACAAUCCUGUCACAAAUAAAACUAUGCUUUAUAAUGAUGGAAAAUAUCCCACUUCUGCUUUAAAUCCUCAAAUACAUAGCCUUACACACAAACAUGUACGUAUUGAACAUAGAGCAGCACUGCACAAGAACAGGUCUUUGGGGCAUGAUGUUUGUGCCAAUCAUGAUGCCAAUUUAAACAGCACAUCUGCCUGUACAUGAUCUACUUCCAUCAAUUCCCUGCAUAUUCAUGUGCCUGUCUAAAUGCCUCUUAAAUACUGCUAUCAUAUUUGCUUCCACCACUUCCCCUGGCAGCAUGCUCCAGGCACCUACCACUCUCUGUGUAAAAAAUCUUGCUAUGUAAAUCUCCUUUAAAUUUCCCCCUCUCACCUUAAAGCUAUGCCCUCUAAUAUUUGAUACUUUCACAACAAUAUUCAAAGCUUUAUACAGCUGCAACGUGACUUCCCGGCUUUUAUACUCAACACCCUAACUGAUGAAGGCAAGCAUGCAAUAUGCCUUCUUUACUACUCUAUCUACUUGCGCUGCCACUUUCAGGAAGCCAUGGACUUACAAACUAUUGUAAAUAGCACCAGAUUUUACACUGACAGGAUGAUAUGUUGACUGUUUAAAGACAACCUGACACUGGAACUCUAAUAAUGUACCCAUAUG